AUGGUUUACGGAGAAUUGAUAGGGAAAGCAGAUUCUUUAGGAGAACUAAUCCGAAAAUUAGAAGGUCAAGUAGCUGAGAUAGCAACUGCAAUAAAGAGAGAUGCUGGAUGUCUUCCCGGAAGGACUGAUCUAAACCCAAGACGUCAAGUCAGUGACGUAAUGCUGCGCAGCGGGAAAAACCUCGCAGCAGACACGAGGAAUAGUUCAGAUGUUGGGAAGCCUGACAAUACCGAUGAGACCGGGAAAAGCAACUUUCAUCCUAUUUUUCUUGACGAACUUGACCCAAAUCCAUCUCAAGACAACCGGAAAACCACCGCUGAAAAGGCUAAGGAAAAGGCAAUAGACUUAGAACUAGAAGAAGAUACGGAGAUUGAGGAUGAGAUCGAUCGACAGUACGGAACUGACGUCGAUCGACCCAAAACACCCACCAUCGAUCGACAGCCGGAGAAUCCCAUCGAUCGACGGUCUACUCAACCCGAACCCAUAAUUGAAAGAGUCUAUAGAACUUUACCCCCUUUUCUUCCUAAAACGCAAACUAAGAAAUCAUUAGAAAACGCAAUCUGCAAGAAAGCCUUAGAUAGGAUUUCUGUCGAGAUGUCUCUUAGCGAUGCUAUAAAAAUAGCACCUUCGAUUAAGAAGUAUAUAAAAGAUAUGACAUCUCCGAACUAUCCAAUCGCAGAACAUAGCGUGAUGAUGAUUUCAGAAGAAGUAAGUGCUAUGAUUAAAGGAGAAACUCCAAUGAAGAAAUCAGAUCCUGGUAGUUUCGUCCUAGAUUGUAAAAUAGAAAACACACGUUUCCCUAGAUCAUUAUGUGACCUCGGCUCUAGCGUGAACCUUAUGCCUUACUCUGUUGCAGUAACGUUAGGAUACAAAGAGUUUAUGCCAACUCCGAUCACCUUGGUUUUAGCUGAUAGAUCUAUUAGGGUACCCGAAGGAAUUCUCGAAGAUGUUCCCAUAAAGAUUAACGAUUGCAUCGUGCCUACGGAUUUUGUUGUGUUGAAAUACAGACAAGAACCCAAAGACCUCAUUCUGGGUCGGCCAUUCCUAGCUACAGCUGGAGCGAUCAUUGACGUCAAAGAAGGACGAAUUAAUUUGAACAUAGGGGAUAUCUCGAUGAUUUUUUUAUAUGGAGAAACUGAUUAA
Molecule: messenger RNA, 1143 nt
Organism: Brassica napus (rape)
Lineage: Eukaryota; Viridiplantae; Streptophyta; Magnoliopsida; Brassicales; Brassicaceae
Exons: 1
Coding region: 1-1143 (380 amino acids)
Source: RefSeq, a predicted model, not a curated record